This is a messenger RNA of Carica papaya (papaya), 3659 nucleotides long. NCBI's taxonomy places the organism in Eukaryota, Viridiplantae, Streptophyta, Magnoliopsida, Brassicales, Caricaceae. The record is from RefSeq and is a predicted model, not a curated record.
UCCUCCUUCCGCCUCUGCUGUCUCCUGAUCCGGUAAGGUUUUCUUCUGAUUGCCCAUUAGAUCUGGUCCCGCUCCGAUCUUCUAGAGAUUGGAGGCGGUCUUCAUUCUCUCUGAACGGAAGAGUGCAGAAAAUAGGGCUCUUCUGCUUCCGAGUCUUCUCUCUUGUGGCGAUUUAGAGGUUGCGUCACGGAGACGCAGCUCAGCUCCUCUAUAAAAGCGCUGAGACUCUCUUUCCUCCUUCCGCCUCUGCCGUCUCCUGAUCCGGUAAGGUUUUCUUUUUGAUUGCCCAUUAGAUCUGGUCCCGCUCCGAUCUUCUAGAGAUUGGAGGCGGUCUUCAUUCUCUCUGAACAGAAGAGUGCAGAAAAUAGGGCUCUUCUACUUCGGAGUCUUCUCUUUUGCGGCGAUUUAGAGGUUGCGUCGCGGAGAGGCAGCUCAGCUCCUCUAUAAAAGCGCUGAGACUCUCUUUCCCCCUUCCGCCUCUUCUGUCUCCUGAUCCGGUAAGGUUUUCUUUCGAUUGCCCAUUAGAUCUGGUCCCGCUCCGAUCUUCUAGAGAUUGGAGGCGGUCUUCAUUUUUUCUGAACGGAAGAGUGCAGAAAUUGGGGCUCUUCUACUUCCGAGUCUUCUCUCUUGCGGCGAUUUAGAGGUUGCGUCACGGAGACGCAGCUCAGCUCCUCUAUAAAAGCGCUGAGACUCUCUUUCCUCCUUCCGCCUCUGCCGUCUCCUGAUCCGCUAAGGUUUUCUUUUUGAUUGCCCAUUAGAUCUGGUCCCGCUCCGAUCUUCUAGAGAUUGGAGGCGGUCUUCAUUCUCUCUGAACGGAAGAGUGCAGAAAAUAGGGCUCUUCUACUUCCGAGUCUUCUCUCUUGCGGCGAUUUAGAGGUUGCGUCACGGAGACGCAGCUCAGCUCCUCUAUAAAAGCGCUGAGACUCUCUUUCCUCCUUCCGCCUCUGCCGUCUCCUGAUCCGCUAAGGUUUUCUUUUUGAUUGCCCAUUAGAUCUGGUCCCGCUCCGAUCUUCUAGAGAUUGGAGGCGGUCUUCAUUCUCUCUGAACGGAAGAGUGCAGAAAAUGGGGCUCUUCUACUCCUGAGUCUUCUCUCUUGUGGCGAUUUAGGGUUUUCCUCAGCUUCUUCUAGGUUCUAAUCGGUGAAGAGAGACGGAAGAACAGAGUUGAAGAGGGUAGGUGAAAGGAAGAGACAAUAAUUUGUAAGAGGGACCACAGUCUGACAAUAUUGUAAUCCUCGUUGAGUAAGGGUAUGGAUUGCUGGUUCAAGAGGGUAUGCAAUAUCUGUUUACACUCACACCUCUUGGUGCGGGUUCAAGAGGUAUGCUUGCCUCGAACAUGUGGUUGAACGGUAUCUUGGCCCAUUUUGAUGCUUUGAAAUGUUUAAUUUAAAUUUUACUACAUCCCUUCAGGGGUCAUAAAAUGAAGGGUAAAUGCAAAAAUAAAACCAAAUAUAAGGUGGAGGUUUUUAGAUUUUCGACUGAAUCACAAUUGAGUUGUUGGGUUUAACAAAAUUAUAAUUCAAUUUAGCCAAGUGUGAUCGGCUGAAAAUGCUAAAUUACCCUCAGCCUGCUGUGUAAUUGUUUCAGUAUUACUCUGUUGGGCUCUUAUAAAGCAAUGGAUCCAAAUGUUGCACGAGCUGUUGAGUAAUUUCCAACUGGUUUUGGUGAUUCGCUUUUAUUAGUUGAGAUAAAAAAAUAAAACGAAUUAUUAAUUAUUAAUUUGGUUUCGGCAUUAUAAAAAAAAAUUGUAUUUGAAAAAUAUUUUUGUAGUUAGAUGAGCAAAAAAGAAAAAUGUUUUUGAUAAUAGUUAAAUUCAAAAUUUAAAAUAAAAAAUUACACUCAAUACAUUUUUACGGGUCUGCUAGAUUCAAAUAAUGUAUCGUUCUUAUUUCUCUCACGCUUUUUGGUUGUAUUUGAGCAAUAAUUUGUCAGAGGCAGCAAGCCAGAUCUGGAAAUAUGGCAAGUUUUUAGAAAUUGGUGCUGCGCGUUUAGUCAUCUUUAACCAACAAGUUCUUAUGCUGGUUUUCAGUUCUGUUGCAGUCAAGAGAAAGGUUUCCAGGAUGCUUGAGAUGCUUGCCUCGUACAAGGGGGGGUGUACCAUGUGGGAACCGUGUUCCCAUAAUCUUGAUUCUGUCCGGUUCCAUCCAAAGUGCAUAAAGAAACCUAGUUCCCUCGCUGGAAACUGAUAAUAGUGCUCGGUAUUUUAUGUUUAUUACCAGUUAUUGUUAAUUUAUUGCGUGACUUUCAUGGGAGUUGUAUCAAUAUGUCUUGAUCCCUUUUCUUGUUCUUUGAUUUACCGGGACCAUAUUCUGAAAAUAUUGUAAUCGUCGCUCGGUAAGGGUAUGGAUUGCUGGUUCAAGAGGUUUGCAAUAUCUAUUUUCACUCGUAUCACUUGGUGCUGGAUUCAUAUGUUUUUCUUCUGUAUUAAAAAGUUACGUAUGUGUAUUAAUAUUGGUACCGAGGGGGCACUGCGCACUUACAAAAUUUUUACAAGUCGGCUGGAUUAAAAUAAUGUGACGUGCUUUGUUCGUCUCGGCGCUUUUUGCUUGUAUUUGAGCAAUCAUUUGUUAGAAGCAGCAGGCCAGAUCUGAAAAUAUGGCAAGUUUUUAGAAAUUGAUGCUGCGCCUUUUAGUUGCCAACACGUUCUUAUGUUGGUUUUCAGGUAAUUCUCUUUUGUUUCACUCCCUUUUAUUCGUCUUUAAGAUCUCGGAAUGGAAGUCCUCAGCUUCCUUGUCCCCCGCAUCUUUGAGUCUCAUCUUAAAGCUGAAGGUCAUUAUUUUUGGCCUGUCCAGCAGUUUUGUUGUGGUUGAGAGAAAGGUUUAAAGGAUGCAUGAGAUGCUUGCCUCGUACAAGGGUGUCUAUUAUGUGGGAACCGUGUUCCCAAAAUCUUGAUUCCGUCUGGUCCAUAGUCCCUGCAAAGUCAUUCCAUCCAAAGUGCAUAAAGAAACAUAGUUCCCACGUUGGAAACUAAUAGUGUUGUUCCGUACGACGUUUGUUACCAGUUUAUUUUUUGUUUGAUGUUCGCGGGAGUUGUAUCAGUAUGUCUUGAUCCCUUCUCUUGUUUUUUGAUUUACAGGGACCAUAUUCUGACAAUAUUAUAACGCUCGCUCGGUAAGGGUGUGGAUUGCUGGUUCGAGAGAGGCGGCAGGCCAGCCAGAUCGGGAAAUAUGGCAACUUUUUAGAAAUUGAUGCUGCGCGUUUACUUUACCAACAAGUUCUUAUGUUGGUUUUCAGGUGUCCCCACAGGGAAAUUGUAGCAGUUGGAAAACAAAGCAAAACUUUUUUGAUGCCCUGGGUUUUCGGAACUCUAAAAGUUGUGGUUUGGACUCUUGAUUCAAAGUACUUAGUGGGAAACUUGCUUAAGCGGAAAGAACGGAGUUUGUUCCAGUGGCUAUCUACACGAACAACGUGUGCUACGCGGAAUCCUUUCCUUGGUGCAGCAAAUUGGAGCGAGGGUGAAGCCUUCCUAAGUGUAGAGCUACAGAUUGAAGGUGACGAGUGCGGCUGCGUGGCUUCUGAGUGUGAUUUUACUCCGUGUACAUUAUCAGGGAAUGGAGUUUUUACUCUUACCGAGUUUUAUUUUAUAGGGUUGUCGUCCCCGUAUUUGUAUCUGCAAUUUGUGUAGUGUUGGAACGGAGGUUUAUGGCUUGAACUUCCAUU